ACAGUUGCAAUUUGUGCCUCGCGGUUCGAACAACGCGUGGCCAGAGUUUUUAUUUAUAUACAAAUAUAUAUACACACAUAUAUAUAUAUAUAUAUUUUUUUUUUAUUUGUUGUUAUCUUCGAUUCUUGAAUUCCAUUUCCCAUUUGGUUGUUUGUUUGGUUUUCCCAGUGCAAUCUGCUGACACAUUUAUCCGACGCGAUUUACACGGCGCAAUUAAUUGACGAGUUGUUAAACAUAUCUAUUAAAUGCGAACGGCCUUUUGAAUAACUCGUGUGCACCGCGUUAAAAUUAUCAAUUAAAAUCAAUUAACAAGCUGUGCCGCGGAAAUAAAAUAAAAUCAAAUUUAAAUACAAAUAAAAGCGAUGCCGGGAAGAAAAAAAAACCACCACAAAAACAACAACAACAGCAGAGCCAGACACCAGCGGGGUGGUCAACAGUCGAAGGAUAAGCAGGAGCAGCAGGACAAGGAGCAGAGUCCCUCGCCAACGGAGGAGAAGGAGUUACCAUAUCGCGUAGAACACUCCGAUAUAUAUGGACGAUAUUUGGUGGCCAAUCGCCAACUGGAGGCGGGCGAAACGCUGAUCCGCGAGGAGCCACUGGCCAUUGGGCCGUGUGUGAGCGGUGAUCCCGUGUGCCUGGGUUGCUAUCACCCGGUGUCCCUUAAGGCGGAUCAAUAUCGUUGUCCCGGCUGCGCCUGGCCACUCUGCGGCAGCACUUGCGCUGGCCUCAAACAUCGACAUGGUCACACUGAAACGGAGUGCCAACUGUACGCGGAACGACGGGCGGUCGCCGGCGAACUGCUGACGGAACGCGCCGGUCCGGCGGAAGUGCGUGACCUUUACGAACUGGUGAUGAUCGUUCGCAUACUCCUCCUGCGCCAGCACGAUCCGGAGCAGUUCGCUCUGAUCGCCCGCAUGGAAUCGCAUACGGAGGAGCGACGACAGAACGCGGUGCUGUGGCGCCACUACGAGGAGAAGGUGGUGCAGCGACUGCGCGUCACCUGGCAGCUGGAGGACCUCGAGGCGGAACAGGUGCACGAGGUGUGCGGCAUACUGGACGUCAAUUGUUUCGAGAUCGGCCAGAAUGGCGCCAAGGCGCGGACGCUAUAUCCGAGCGCCUUCCUGCUCGCGCACGACUGCACACCGAACACGGCGCACACGGACGACCCGAGCUCCUUCGAGAUCCUGCUGCGCACCUCGCGGCGCGUGCGCGAGCGGGAAGCGCUGACGCUCAGCUAUGCGUACACGCUGCAGGGCACACUCAAGCGGCGCGCCUUCAUGCACGAGGGCAAGCUCUUCUGGUGCUGCUGCCGGCGCUGCUCCGAUCCCCGCGAGCUGGGCACCGACUGCAGCGCCCUCGUGUGCGCCACCUGUCGGACGGGAUCGGUGCGAGCGGUGGAUCCACUGCAGCAGACCGGCGACUGGGCCUGCGACCGUUGCGCCCAUAAAAUGGGAGCCACGGAAGUGGAGCGCCAGUUGGAUCGUAUCAACAACGACCUGGAGGACAUUGAUGUCCACGAUAUUCCAGGACUGGAGAACUUUCUCCUUAGGUGCGUCUGCAUUCACGGGUCAUAGGCAUACUUCUAAUAUACAUACAUAUAUUUAAAAAUAUCUUCACAUACAUAUCUAAAUGCUUUAACUAAUUUGAAGAAUCAUUUUAGCCCAAUUCGGUCGAUCGAUCAGUAACAAAAUGGAAAAAAAAAUAUGGCUACCUCUAAUGCGAGUGCGACAGUUUUAAUAUUUUGCAUUAUAAUUCUGAAUUAUUCUUUCCUUUCAUUUUAUUAUUUAUUCAUCGGUUUACGCAUGAACAAGACUUAAAGCAGAAGGAUAAUAAUAUAUCUUACCACUUUCCUUUUGUUUCGUGACUUCCAAUCGAUCAUUGUCCUGCAGAUAUCGGGAUGUCCUGCGACCGAAUCACUACCUCCUGCUCUCGGCCAAAUAUUCCUUGUGCCAGAUUUACGGUCGAACUGAAGGAUACUUACUGCCACAGAUGUCCCCAGAGGACAUUGCCCGCAAGGAGAGCUACUGCCGCGAGUUUCUGGAAAUCGUAGAUGUACUCGAUCCGGGUCUGACCCGUCUGCGAGGACUCAUCAUGUACGAGCUGCAUGCCCCCGUAAUGGUUUUGGCUCAGUCGGCAUUCCAGAGCGGACAGAUCUCACGACAGGAGUUCCAGCGGCGACUCAAAGAGGUCGUCAAGCUGCUCCAAGUCAGCAGGGAUAUCCUGCUAAUGGAACCCGAAGGAUCUACGGAAAAUGCAAUGGGACAGGCUGCAGCCGAUGCGCUAAGCAAAAUGGGUUGCUAGUCAAAAGGGGCUCUUUAGACUAUUUGUAAAUUAACUGAGUUUAUUUUAACACCAAAUGUAUCUCAAAAUUAAAAUACCAGAUAGUCCGGUAUGGGUUAAUUAGAAAAUAUAUAUGAUUUUCAAAGGAAUAAC
Molecule: messenger RNA, 2433 nt
Organism: Drosophila melanogaster (fruit fly)
Lineage: Eukaryota; Metazoa; Arthropoda; Insecta; Diptera; Drosophilidae
Gene: SmydA-4
Product: SET and MYND domain containing, arthropod-specific, member 4
Exons: 4
Coding region: 363-1574 (403 amino acids)
Source: RefSeq, marked reviewed